UCACGUUGGUUGGGGGCCUUAGGGCUCAUCCGGUUUUGAAAACCAUGCGUGAACGUGAUUAGGGGGGCUCUUUCCGGUGACUUCAGAUGUGCUUGCUCCAGUAAGCUGGCUACAAAUACGAGAGAUGUUCCUCAUGAGCGGCUCUAGGGUUUUGUAGGGACUCCUUCCCAGUGGGGAUGUGCCCAUUUCUGAACAAUGGUCAUGUGCCCAAACAAGCACCCGGAUCCGUAUUACUGGGCUUUCGUUUCGUUUUGGACCUUUGGCGUCUGAUUUCCAGUCUUUCUCUGUUUCUGGCCUUGUGUUUGAAUGCUGCAAACGUGGACGGAUUUACAGCCAGUUACAGAAAGAAGCUCGGAGCGCGACAGCAAAUCGAACCUAUUCAAACUCGAAAGUUGAUACAGCAACAAAAUACGAUACUUCUUUGAUCCUACUUUCACUGUCUCACACACUACUUUGGAGCUUCCAGAUCUCUCUCUCUCUCUCUCUCUCGCUUUGAGAAGUGGGUGUUCAAACUUCAAGCAGAGGGGUUAAAGAAGAAAAACAAAAGAAGCAAAACAUGAGAAAUGGAAGAGUCUUUGAGGAGUUCUCACCCGGGUAUUACGGGGUAUGCGCCAUCGGAGGAAUGCUCAGUGCUGGGGCUACCCACCUCGCCGUUACUCCUCUGGAUGUCUUAAAAGUGAAUAUGCAGGUGAACCCAAUCAAGUACAAUAGCAUAUUUUCCGGUUUAAAUAUCCUCUUGAAGGAACAAGGCCCGUCUGCUCUUUGGAGAGGUUGGGCCGGCAAAUUCCUUGGCUAUGGCUUUCAAGGUGGCUGCAAAUUUGGUCUAUAUGAAUACUUCAAGAAUCUCUACUCCGAUCUGUUGGUAGGUCAGAAUAGGAGCCUCAUCUUCUUUAUGAGCAGCGCAUCUGCUCAAGCAUUUGCCGAUGUGGCUCUCUGCCCUUUCGAAGCCGUCAAAAUCCGUGUCCAAACACAGCCCAAUUUUGCAAAGGGCUUGGCGGAUGGAUUUCCAAAGCUAUAUUUAACUGAAGGCCUCUCUGGCUUCUACAAGGGGCUUGCUCCUCUUUGGGGUCGGAAUCUUCCAUUCUCUAUGGUAAUGUUUUCAACAUUUGAGCAUUCUGUGGAUCUAUUAUAUAGUCAUGUCAUUCAAAGAAGAAAGGAGGACUGCUCAAAAGCUCAGCAACUAGGGGUGACAUGUUUAGCUGGUUAUACAGCUGGUGCUGUUGGUACCUUUAUUUCUAAUCCUGCUGACAAUGUUGUGUCCUCUCUUUAUAACAGAAAGGCUGAUAGUGUGAUGCAGGCUGUGAAGAAUAUUGGGUUUGUCAAUUUGUUUACUAGAAGCCUGCCUAUUCGAAUUACACUUGCGGGGCCUGUUGUAACUUUGCAAUGGUUGUUCUACGACACCAUUAAAUUGUUGACUGGACUGCCAACAAGUGGAAGUGCUAACAACCAUUCACAAGAAGCAAACAGAUAGCUUAAACAGAAGUCUACACUUCUCUAUAUAGAUCAAUUGUGGUGCUUGUAUCUACUGGAGGAAAUUUAAGAUUCAAGCGGGGAACUGCUGGCUGUAGAAAUUUAAGCUUAAACAGAAGUCUACACUUUUCCUAAAUGCCUACAUUAAUAGCUGACAAAAAUAUCUGGUGCUAGUUUUUUUUGCUAUCUGAUAUUCUGUUUUUCUGGUUACUACCAAGGGCUAAGCCAAAUUUUGCUCAUAUUUAUGGGUUUGAUGAUUAUCUGAAUCUUCCAAUCAAGGGUGAUUUCUUUUAAUUGCCUUGUAUGUUGAAUUAUAUAUAUUGUAAAAAGACAAAAGUAUUCAUCGACAGCGAGAUUUCUGGUACUGAAGUAUACUGUACACUGUACAUACCUAAUUGCAUAAUAUUCAGAAGAAAAUUAUGUGUGAAGCUGAUUUUUCUGUAGUUA
Molecule: messenger RNA, 1917 nt
Organism: Nelumbo nucifera (sacred lotus)
Lineage: Eukaryota; Viridiplantae; Streptophyta; Magnoliopsida; Proteales; Nelumbonaceae
Gene: PHT3;3
Product: phosphate transporter 3;3
Biological process (GO): mitochondrial phosphate ion transmembrane transport
Cellular component (GO): mitochondrial inner membrane
Molecular function (GO): phosphate transmembrane transporter activity
Source: RefSeq, a predicted model, not a curated record